UAUCAUUUUGCAGGGGCUAUAUGCUGUUUAGUGAUAUCAAGUGCUGUAACACUUUCUGUGCCAUUUUUCAUUGGAAAAAUCAUAGAUCUAAUUUACACGUCAGAGAAAGAGAAUAUGUUAUCAACACUGAGGACAUUCUGUGCAAGUUUAAUUGUUAUCUUCAUAAUUGGUGGCCUUGCUAAUUUUGGCAGAGUGUACAUCUUACAAAGUGCCAGUCAGAGGAUUGUUAAACAAUUAAGAGAAAAACUGUUUACCAGGAUCAUGCACCAAGAGGUCGGUUUCUUUGACAAGACCAAAACUGGUGAGUUGAUCAACAGACUGGCAGUGGAUACACAGGUUGUAGCACAGUCUAUGUCGCAGAACAUUUCGGAUGGAUUUCGUGCUAUUUUACAAGCAUCAACAGGAAUUGGUAUGAUGGUUAGUAGCCUCUUUCAUUGAAAUAAAUAUUUUUUAUUUCAUUUGGUUUUCUUUCUCACAAGUUAAUCCUAAUGAAUGAUAUUGCAGUUUAUGUCUGUCAGCAGUUAUAAACAAGAAUGCAUUUCAAGUCACAGGAAGACUAAAAAGAUAAAUCAGUAAAUUUUACAAUUUUAUAAAAAUAAAAUAAGGCUAAUUGAGCUCAGACUGCUUUUUCUAUAACUCUUUAAUCAAUAUUUUUGGUACUGUUGUUAAACAUCUCAAUGAUUUUUGUUUAAAAUAAUGAAUUCAAUGGGGUUUUUGUCAGGGCUAUAAAUCAUUUUAUCCUCCUUAUUAUAAAAUGUUGCUUUACAUCUAUUCUAGAGCUUUAUAUCAGCCAAGUUAACUCUGAUAUCAAUGGGUAUUGUACCACCUGUUGCCAUAGGUUCCAUUAUAUAUGGUCGUUACCUGAGGAAGAUCACAAAGCAAGUUCAGAACUCCCUUGCUGAUGCCACACAGGUAAACUAAAGAAUUAUAACCCAAUUCUGAUAAAAUAUCAAUUCUUUGUUUUCAAUUUUAAAAAUUAGUAUUUUCAUUUUCUGUUAUUUGAAUACCUAAACUCCCUAGUGUUUUUAAAAGGAAAAAUGAGAUUAACCUAGUUUUUAUUUGUGUAUCCAAAUUCAUACAGUGCUGUUUUAUGUGCUUUUAAUUGAAAUCAUUUAUCAUAUAUAUCUUGCUCUCUCAGGUUGCUGAGGAGAAAAUCGCCACAAUAAGAACUGUUCGUGCAUUUGCACAUGAACCAAAAGAAUGCAAAGCCUACAGUGAUGGCGUGGAAAAAGUUCUUCAGCUGUCCUAUAAGGAGUCCUUAGCUCGUGCUAUUUUCUGGGGUUUUGUAAGUACUCAUUAUAAGCAUUAGAAUUUUUUUUAAAAUUCCUACAAUGUAUUCUCUUAAUAUUCUCCUCAGUCUGUUAGUGAUAUAAGGGAUUUUACAAAACCACUGUUAAAAAAAUGUUUUAACAGAGUAAUCUAGUAUAUUUUUCCUAAUCGAAUCAUUUAAAAACAGAGAUAUCAAUAAAAAGUAAUUUGAUCAUUGUAACAGACCUGUUUACCCUCAAACCCUUAAAAUCGUACAAUAUCAUCAUAAAAUCGUUCAAUACCUUAUAUUUAUAGUAAAAAACAAACAUACAGUAUAUAUAAUGUUUACACCUCAAAAUCGUACAUUGUACGCCAAAAUCGUAAGAGUAAACAGGUCUGAUGUAAUGGAUUUAGGAAAAUACAUUGUACUAUGUUAAAGUAACUCCAUUGAAAUUUGUUUAUUACUCUUCAGACAGGGUUUUCUGGAAAUGUGAUAAUAAUCUCUGUGUUCUACUUCGGAGGCCACAUGAUGGCAGAGUCCAACAUCUCAAUGGGAGACUUAACUGCAUUUUUGUUGUAUGCUGCAUAUGUUGGUGCUUCUUUGAAUGGUAUGUGCUCCUAAGUCAUCAUUAAAUUAACAUGAAUGAAAAUGAUUUAUUAAAUGAUAACUUAGAUUUGGUAUUUUGAUUCAAAUAGUUCUUCAAGUGAAGGUAGUUUUGUUUGAGCCAUAUUACUUGCCGUCUUGAUAAGUAUAUUGAAUGGGUGUUAAAUGAGAAGCGAUGAAUUCCCACACUAGCGGGCACCAGUGAUAUUCGGCAGCGCCAAAAUUGUGUCAUUUUUGUAAGAAAGAAAAGUCUUUAACUUUGUUAUAGAGAAUUAAAGAUUGUGUAGCAAUCUUACAAUUUUUCACUAAAUCUAACAAUUGAAUAAUUUUUAUUUUAUAGGUAUCACAAGUUUUUAUACGGAAUUGAAUAGAGGAGUUGCAGCUAGUGAGAGAAUCUGGAAUCUCAUUGAUCGCAAGCCACUCAUAGGUAUAGUAGUUAUUGACUGACAUUUUCUGAACAACUCAAAGGUAUAGUAGUUAAUGAUACUUGCAAAGGAUUAGACCACAGUUAGAUAAAAGAUUUUAUACACUACUAUUUCAUGAUAUUUUUCUCAGAGCUAGAUUCCAUGUCUAAGCCCGCAAUCACACUGAAUGCUAUUGAAGGGGAAAUCGGCAUGAAGAAUAUGGCAUUCAGUUAUCCCUCCAGACCGGAUGCAAAAAUCUUUUCUGAUCUGUCACUCAGUAUACCUGCUGGAUCUAUCACAGCCAUUGUUGGGCCAAGUGGUUCAGGAAAGUCAACUCUGGGUGCACUUCUGCUGAGGUUUUAUGAUCCUGAUGCAGGUAAAAUGUCAGCUAAAAUAUUUUGGUGAAAAGUUUAAACAAAAUUAUUUGGUAGACCAGCACAUAUCAUGUGUUACAUUGAAACCUGAAAAAAAAAAAUUAAUGCCCUUUAAUAGCUCAUGCCUAAUAAUAAACUUGUUGAUGGAAGUAAGAUCAUUUUUUAUGUAAUGCUCAGUCUGUAGUGUAUGAAAACAUUGCAUUUUAUUGUUUAAAAUUUACACUAAUUGUGUUUUCUUUAUGGAUAAAACUACAUGAUUGCAGAAAUAUAUUGGCUUUUUUGUGUUGGAGCUUAAAUUAUUUGAAGAAAUGUUUGCUAUAAAAUAUGGAGCUAGCAAUGCCUUUAAAAUUAUUUAUUGAAUCUUUCUUCUUACAAUUACAAGGAAUAAUAACUCUUGAUGGACAUGAUAUUCGGGACUUUGAACCCAGGUGGUUGAGAUCAAAGAUUGGAAUAGUUAGUCAGGUAAAUCUAAAGUUUUUUUUUUUUUUUUUUUACAAUUAAAAGUCUUAUUUAUAAUUAAUUUUCUCAUCAAAUUUAAAAAAAAAAAAGAAUAUGUUUUCUUAAGUAUCUGUGAUGGCCCUAGACAAGAUAAGCCUAAUGCCAAAUUCAGACCUUUGUACAUAUUUGUUAGCAAUAAGCCCGUAUUCACAAAUAUCGGAAUUAAACAUUAGAACCUGAUCAAAAUUAAACGAUUUUUCCACUACUAUUGAAAACACAUCUGAAAAUAAAACCUUUGUUCAGACUUAGCUUAAAACUUAAAAAAUAGCAUCCAUUUAUUUCCCAUUUUGUUACUAAUUUUAGUAAUUGACUUAUGGCAAAUACACGCAAAUACUAAUUAACACACAUACUCUGAUUGAGCUUACACUCUUAAAGCCCUGGCUAGUACUCUGCUGGGCUUUGCCAUAUAAUGUCAUAACGUAGGACUCUCUCUCUCGCCACCCUGGCCUUCCCCGCAAUAUCCAGUGCAGGGCAUGAAGUCAGCUGAUGAGCUGGUGUCUCCAGGGCCUGUUGCUUUCUAGCCUGUUGAAGAGUGCUUUAGCAGGGCAGUGCUUGGUUCUCAUUUGUUGUCUGCCACCUGAUUUCCAGGGAGCGGCAUGUUAGCAAAUACUCCUGGCCUUUGUGCUGUCUGCUCAUUGUCUGUACCACUUUGUUCAAAAGUGAUCAGCUAGUCAGUUUUUGACACCAAGUUAAGUGACUGGUGUUUCUGACUGAGACGGAGCCUCUAACAUUUACGUGGCUUGGUAUCCAUCGCCAUAUUUUCAAUACUGCACCACUCAAUGUGGCUGUUAUAUAGGUAAGGUUUUUGAAUGAGUUUUGACUGAAGCAUUUUUUGCAAGCUGCUUCAAUUAUAUUCUAUCAUUCUAUCGCAGGAGCCAAUUUUAUUCUCAACUACCAUUAAAGAGAACAUUUCAUAUGGAUCAGAGAUUCCUGAAACUGUUCAAAUGGAUGAAAUAAUAUAUGCAGCUAAGAAAGCCAAUGCCUACAACUUCAUUCAGGAAUUUCCAGAUGGUUUCAAUACUUUAGUUGGUGAAAGGGGAAUAAUGUUGUCAGGUAUAGUAAUUAUGUACUGUCACUUUAAUUAGAUGAUGAUGUCAUCAGUUUUUGUGCUGUUGUUGUUAAUCAUGGGUCUCUGAACUAUAAUGAAUGGACUUACUGUUGAAUAGUUUUCAAUUAUAUGUUAAAAACCUAAUCUACCUAUCAGAUAGCAAACAAGAAAUUUGUGUAAGUCUUAAUAACUUCUAAGAAAAUGAUUUUAGAACAAAAACUGUGCUACUCAUAGUGUCUAGAGCUAACUUAUUAUUGUGAUUAUUACAGUAAAACAAGCUAAAGACGUGGUUACAUGCACAUUAAUUUGGUAUUGCUUUACUUGUGAGCAUACAUAAAAUUUUCAUUAUCCAAACCUGAUAAAACUUUAAAUUUGACACAGCAUUAGAUCUUUUUUGUUUUGUUUGCUGAAUAUAUAACAAUUCUUUUUACAGGAGGUCAGCGGCAAAGAGUUGCCAUUGCCCGAGCAAUUCUAAAGGUAAAUUUAUUAAAUUUUUUUGAUUUAGUAAACUAAAAAGAAAUCAGCAAUUAUACACCAAUUAUACAUUCACAUUUUGUGACUUAAAUUAUGUAAUUUUUAAAACAUUUAUUUUCACAGAGGUCCCCUUCUUUAUAAUGAACAUUAUUUUUCAUGUAAACUACAUUUUCAGAAUCCCAAGAUUCUUAUACUUGAUGAAGCAACCAGGUAAUUUAUAUAAACGUUUAAGUUUUAGAUGGAAAAACAUUUUCAACCAGAAAUUUUAUUCAAGUUGAAGGGCAGACAUAUUUAUGAAACCCGUUUACAAAAACUGAAAACAUUGUUGAAUAAAUGGGGCAUCAUUAUGGGUCUCUGAAACAAAUUUAUUAAUUUAAUUAUAUUUAUACCAAGAUUUGAAUUUUGAAUUAUAAUACAUCUUCAAGCAGGGGUCUGGGAACUUUUUAGCCAUUACUCCAAUAUAUAUUUGUUUUAUCUGACGUUUUCCCUGAUUUGAAAGGAGUAAAAUCAUAGAUUAUUUACAUUCAAUAUGGUUAUUCAAUCUAUUUGAACGCAAAAUAAAUGUAUAAAUAAAUAAACAUACAAAAUAAAUGCAAUUAAAGAAAUUAAUAAAAUCCUUAGUUAAGGAACAAAAGGAUUUCAUGGGGAAAAAAGAUUAACUUAAAUGGAGAAGUGAUGUUUUAUUUUUUAUGCAAACAAUAACAAAUUAGGAGAGCAAUUUGGAAGGGGGGCAUUAUUAUAUUAUGUAUGCACUGAGUGGGGCAAAAAGGGGUUGUUGAUUUAGAAGAUUUUUCAUGUGGGGCAAAUGGAGAGAGGGGGCUCUCAGGAGGAAGUAUAUACAUUUAUGCACAAAUUCUGCAGUAUAUUAUCCUGAAAUUUUGACGGUUUCUAACAAAACCAACUGUCAUCUGUGAUAUCUAAUUAUUUUCAAAAAGGCUACAAUGUUUCAUAAUUAUCAUAACACAGUGGGUGACACAAAAAAUGGAAAAUAGUAGGCAGUAUUUGACAGAAAUCGAUCAAGUUACCAUUCAAAGAGAGGUCCGAGCAUAUUAACAAUGUAUAUAACCAAGCAAACAAGGCGAAAUCUAAAGAUUGGCAAUUCCUGUGUGAAAGAAAGAGCAUAUAGAGCCUUUAUCCGUCCGAUUUUAGAUUAUGCAUCUUCAGUCUGGGACCCAUUUACCCAGAAGAGCAUUGACAGGUUGGAGGCAGUCCAGCGACGAGCAGCACGCUUUGUCCUAAACCGCUACAGGAAUACCUCUAGUGUUGGCAGCAUGCUAGAAACACUAGGCUGGUCACCAUUGGAGAAACGACGAUGACAAUCCAGGCUCUCCAUGAUGUACAAGAUAAAUAAUGGGCUGGUCCACUGUUCCAGUAUUAAACAGAAACUCGUCCCUCUCCCCCAUAGACAGCGACGAGGCCAUGACAGGCAAUUCAGGCUCAUACCAGCAAGAAGCCAGUAGAGGAGCUGCUCAUUCCUGCCCAAGACAAUCAGGGACUGGAACAAUCUUUCAAAAGGAACCGUUGAGGCGACAACACUAGACACAUUUGUGUCUAUUGCCUCAAGCCUUCAAACCCCUAGUGCAUGAUUUCCUCAUCAACACCAGUAACAGAAACAUUGCAAAUCCCAUCUACAUGCAUAGGAGCCAAAACCCUAGUGCAUGAUUUCCUCAUCAACACCAGUAACAGAAACAUUGCAAAUCCCAUCUACAUGCAUAGGAGCCAAAAUGAUCAAUAAAUUGAUCGUGGGCCCUUAAGAUAUAGAAGAAGAAGAAGUUGGUUUCAUAACAGAUCUAAGUUAAAUGCAUGAGAAAGAAAUAAGAAAAAGAGUGCCACAGCACUUGGUGCCACAAGUCAAAAUGUGCCAUUAUUAUUAUGCUAACUGCAGUUGUGUUGCAAGGGUUAGUGCAACCCUUAGUGGGCCAUGCUUUGCUCUGCCCUCUUCCAUGAAAAAACUGCAAUUGGCAGAAAAUACUGCUGCACAAUAAAAGGGAAAAGUGCGCCGCCCGGGGCAGACCGCUUACUCUGCACCCCUCUUCCUAAGACACUGGCCCGCUACCAAGCAAAUAGUAAACACAACAUUUUAAAUGCAUUUCUCUGUUUACUGGCCAGAUGCAGUGUUGCCAGAAUAAAAUUGUUUUGAUAGAAGAAAGGUUUAAAUAUAUAAUUUGUAAUUUUAUUUAUUUCUCUUGAACCCUCAUUACCCCCAAGAUUUUCAUUUUGGGGUUAUCUUCCCUGGUUGGCCUCCAUCUAUCUUAAAGUUAAAGAGACCCUUUAAAAAAAGGUUACACUGAUAAUUGUUUGUUUUUUUAAUCAGUGCUUUAGAUGCAGAGAGUGAAUAUCAAGUUCAGGAUGCACUUGAGGGCUUGAUGGUUGGACGCACAGUACUGGUUAUUGCUCAUCGCUUGUCAACCAUCAAAUCAGCUGACAAUAUUGUUGUCCUAGAUUCAGGUAAAGUUGUAGAGAGUGGACCAUAUGAUCAUCUGAUUGGCCUGAAAGAUGGAUUGUUCAAAAAACUUGUGGAGAGACAAACCCUUAUAAAAUAA
Messenger RNA from Lymnaea stagnalis (great pond snail), 7193 nucleotides. The record is from the annotation of a GenBank genome assembly. Lineage: Eukaryota; Metazoa; Mollusca; Gastropoda; Lymnaeidae.